Phanerochaete carnosa HHB-10118-sp is the source of this 828-nucleotide messenger RNA. RefSeq lists its product as uncharacterized. The record is from RefSeq and is a predicted model, not a curated record. Gene Ontology annotation, biological process: carbohydrate metabolic process. The transcript is spliced from 4 exons. Gene Ontology annotation, molecular function: carbohydrate binding; catalytic activity. Bases 1 to 828 code for a protein of 275 amino acids. NCBI's taxonomy places the organism in Eukaryota, Fungi, Basidiomycota, Agaricomycetes, Polyporales, Phanerochaetaceae.
AUGCUGUCCGCAGUUCUUGCCGCGAUUCUGCUGGCCGUGCUCUCUACACUCAGAGCGCCCACGCUUUCGCUCAACGUCUCGAGUUGCCCCGGCCAUACUCUGAGCGCGCUGCAGGAGAUGGACACUGGGCUGGCCGCUCAGCUCAAACUGGCCAGCCUUGCUUGCAACGUGUUCGGGCAGGGUAUUCCCCUGUCUUACACCAGGAUCUCUUCUCUUUCCCCCACGCCCAUCUCGACAGACAACUCCACUGCCCUUGAUGGCUCCCCGCUAGCGUUCGGUUCCCAGUACAUUCAACUCGCGUCUGCGCUUCCGCUCGAGACGAACAUCUACGGCCUUGGAGAGGUCAUCGCGAGCAGCGGUUUCCGCAGAGACGCUGGCACCGAAGGCGGCGUCGGGAUGAUCCAAAAGAUGUGGGUGCGGGACGUUGCUGAUCCCACCGACCGGAGCGCGUGGGUUUCUUUCCUUGCUCUCGAGAAGUGCACCAUGGCUGAUUCGUCUCUGCAGCCAUGGUUCGCAUCCCAUCUACAUCGAGCACCGCUGAGAGCGACACCAAACCGCCGUGAAGUCUCUCAUGGCAUGAAGCAAGUUAAUGACAUUCCACAUCACUGGCGGCCCUAUCGGCCCCCACGCUCCAACGCGCGCGACGCGCCUUCGAGCGGAAUGUUCGCGUUGUAUAUGCGCCACACCCGCUCGCGCAUCCCGGUCCAGCUGAAGCAACCUCAGCGGCAUGAAUGGAAGCCGAGGCUCCACAUCGGCUGCCACGUCUGCAGGCCUGCGAAUGCGCCGUACUGCUCGGUGGCCCCCUGCGGGCUCGGGCCGGACAAGUGA